Molecule: messenger RNA, 1054 nt
Organism: Rana temporaria (common frog)
Lineage: Eukaryota; Metazoa; Chordata; Amphibia; Anura; Ranidae
Exons: 3
Coding region: 194-874 (226 amino acids)
Molecular function (GO): metal ion binding
Source: RefSeq, a predicted model, not a curated record
UGACAGCGACACACCCUCCUAUGCUCACGUCACAGGUUGGGCGGAAGCACCGCCCACUUUAGGCUUCCAGUCUUCGGCGCGCCCUGAUGAUGUAAGGGGAAGCUGGACUGGAGCUGGCUGGAUAGGAAGGUAAAUAAAAGAGCGAGAGUUCGCCUUGUUACGGGAUUCAGCCAGCAACCGGUCCAUGUAAGCCAUGAACUCCACUUCAUCGUCUCUGGGACUCCUGUCAGGAUACAAUUCCUCCAGCUCAGAUGAGGAGGACGGAGCGAAGGAUGGCUCAGGGCCCUCUCGAUCCAAAAUGAACUUCUUUGCAGAUGCAGCCUCCAGCAGUGAAGAUGAAGGUGACAGUAAAAGAGAAUUGGAGAAAUCCACAGAACCUCUUCCUUCUCCUCUACUCUCUGCUCGCCUCCCUGCACCACGGCUUGGGACUCAGAGCAAAGUGAUCCCCAGUGGUGUGUUUUCAAAUCCCUUUCGGGAUGAGGAACGGGCACAGCUGAGUAUCUUGGAACGUCAUGUCAAACUAAGCGACGCCAACUGGGCAAAGGGUGGAAAAGGAGUCUGUUUGUCUUUCCAGAGAGACGGACGGUGCCGAUUUGGAAAGAAAUGCAAAUACAGUCAUGGAACUGAUUUGCCACCAGGGGGUACAGUGUUGAGCCAAGGAGAACUUUCUAGCAGCGGAGGUGAUGCUCCAGAGAUGGUCAGAGACAGUUUAAAACUGGGGGAUGUACAAAGUGUAGAGGAAGUGGGGCAAGAGACACAAGCUGAGAGGGGGAAGAGGAAAAAGCCAGGACUUAGUAACACUCUUAUCCCUCCAAAAAAAUCACUGAAGAAUUACCAAAAGCAAGUGUCGGCUGAAAGACCCUGGGCUUUGUAAAUGUUUUUUAACAGCCUCUAAUACUUGGGAUGUGCUCAACCACUGUCAUUGAAUGGGGCUUUCUAAAGAGCAAUCGGAAGCUUUUCCCAAUUCCACCCCAGUGAACUAAUAUCUAUAGGAGAGUGUCAUUUGUAUUUUCUGCUCUUUAGACUGUCAUAUUAAAACAUCAGUUCAACCAAA